GCCACACUGACACCAUUACCGGUGUAAUGUAUAAUUGCAAAGAUGAACAUUUGGCAUCUAUCAGCAUGAAGGGAGAUCUCAUUCUUCAUAAUCUUGCUUCUGGAGCAUGUGCUGCUGAACUUAGUGAUCCAAAUGGACAGAUUGCUGUCCUUCUCAUCAACUAGGGCGCUUUUAAAUGGAGUGCCAGGAGAGGAGAUCAUACAUCACCGUGGUCUCAGGCGGGGAGACCCCCUUUCCCCCAUGCUAUUUAUAUUGAUAAUGGAUGUAUUCAACUCCUAAAUCAGUCGAGCAUGAUAGGAUGGUCUAUUACAACCACUCUCUAUUUGGGGUCUACAACAUCGUGUUUCAUUAUAUGCUGAUGACGUGGUCGUAUUCCUAAGGCUACUUGCUGAAGACAUGGACUUGAUUAAGCAAGUACUAGAGGUGUUUAGCAUCGCUUCGGGAUUUAAGACCAAUAUUCUUAAGAGCUCUGUGAUGCCAAUUCAAUGUAAGGAAGAUCAGUUGCCUUGUCAAGUAAAGAAUUUCCCAUGUACUUAUUUGGGGCUCCCUUUAUCCCUUAAAAAACCUACUAAAGCUAAGUUGCAGCCCCUUGUGGACAAGGUGGAUGAUCACCUACCAGCAUGGAAAGCUUCUAUGAUGAAUAAGGCUGGAAGAUUAACUAUGGUUCGGGUUGUCCUUACUGCUACUACCAUAUAUCGGAUGACUGCCAUGGACCUCCCUAAAUGGGUGCUCAAAGCUAUUGAUAAGAGAAGUGGAUUUCUUUGGAAAGGACAGGAGCAUGCCAAUGGUGGUAAUUGUCUUGUCUCUUGGCGGAGAGUGUGCCGACCGAUCCAAUUUGGUGGCUUAGUUAUUCAUGAUUUGGCUACUCUUGGCUGGGCUCUUCGCAUGAGAUAGCUAUGGCUAUGAAAGACGGAGCCAUCUCGGCCUUGGGCAUGUUUGCAAGUACAAGUUCAUCCAAAUUCGAGAGCUUUGUUUGCUUUGGCCACUUUGACCUUGGUAGGUGAUGGUUCAAACACCAAAUUCUGGACUGACUAGUGGUUGCAUGGGAGGACACUCAUAGAGCUUGCCCCAAACCUCAUUAGACUUGUUUCUCGGUGCAUAAGCACCCAAAGGACAGUGGAAUAGGCGCUGGAGAACAGAAGGUGGGUGGCUGACAUUACAGGGGCUCUCUCUGUUAGGGCAUUGGAAGAAUAUCUCCAGGUUUGGGACUUGGUUGAAGGGUUCGUGCUCCAACAAGGUGUCCAAGACCAGCAUGUAUGGAAACUAUCUGGCUCCGGGGUAUACACUUGUAAGUCAGCUUAUGGUGCUUUCUUUGAGGGGUCCAUCAGAUUUGCACCAUGGAGACGUAGAUGGAAGAGUUGGGCGCCUCCAAGAUGUUCUGAGAGUGCUUGAUUAUUCACGAAACAAUAGGCAUUUAUUGGUCACAGCUGGAGAUGAUGGUUCUGUGCAUCUUUGGGAUACAACGGCAAGGUCUCCGAAGGUGUCAUGGCUGAAGCAACAUUCUGCACCCACAAGUGGUGUUUGUAUCUCGUCGUCCAGCGAUAAGAUAAUUGCUACAGUUGGCCUGGACAAGAAGUUAUACACACUAGAUUCAGGGUCGAGAAGACCAACACACACUAUUCCUCAUGAGGCCCCAUUCUCCUCAUUGGCAUUCAAUGAUGAUGGUACUAUAUUAGCAGCAGGCACAAAUAGUGGGCGCGUUGUAUUCUAUGAUGUUCGGGGAAAACCCCAGCCAUUGACCAUUCUUCGUGCAUACAAUAGCUCUGAGGCUGUGACAGGUUUAUGUUGGCAACGGUCAAAGCCCGUCAUUAUUAAUGAGAACAGUUCUUCUGAAGUUGCUCUUCUGGGGGUAACUAAGGAAGAGUCUGUUCUUAUGCCAGAUCCCUUGCCUUCGGCCACAACUACAAGCUUUCCUUCUGGAGCAGUCACUCCAAGUCUUCGCUCUUCUUUGAUCUCAAACCCUUCUACCACAGAGGAGAAUCCAUAUAGAACUUGUCUGCUGUCUGGAGGACCGCUAUCGAAGCUACAGGCUCCUUGUGGUAACUAUAAUCUCAAGGAUGAUAUGGAUGUAUUUUCUCCAGUUGUUGAUAUCCAACCUUUCACACCAUCUAGCGGCAGCUGGUGGGAUGAGCAUGGAAGUGAUGAUACAAAAAGAGAUCACAAAGGAGAAAAGAAAUUGUCAACGACCCGGAAGUUUCCGUGUAUUGAAGACAAUAAUGAGCCACAUCCAAUCUCAGAUUGGAGGUCUCUUGCAAAUUCAAGACAGGAUGGCACCUCAUCUAUGACCACCACAUCUGUGCCACCAUGGAAGAGUGAACCGUCUAUAUCUUCGCCAGAGACAUCAACCGGAACUGCAUUACCAGAUAGGCUAACUCAGCGCCAACAAAUCUCACGCUUUGGGGCUUCAGCCUUUCCGACUGGCAGCUUGGCAUUUCCAGGCUUACAAGAUUCAGCUUCAACUGCCAGUCACUCACUGAAAGGUUCUCUAACAAGUAACAUUUUAAUGAACCUACAAAACAAGGGCAUCUUGAGCAAUGCACACUCUUCCCUGGAUACAUCAUCUGCUAGCCUUCAGAGUUCACUUCCCUCAUCCGAUGCUUCGAAGACUGUGUCAUCAGUGAAUUCUGAUCUACCAGGAGCAGCACAAUACAUUUCUACGUGGAGACUGUCAACCUAUGCUGACAGAAUGAGCUCAUCUUCUGUUUUUAGUGAAGGAUUAGCUUCAACAUUUAGUUCACCAAAAUCAAAGAAGACAGGGGCAGAAACAAAAGAUGAGCUGCCCAGUAGUCUUUUGUCAAGACAAGAAGUGGUAACCCCCUCUUCAUCUGCAAGCCUUCUAUCAAUCAAUGGGGUAGUGCCACCACAGUUGCCAACCUCAGGUUCAACUGAUCAACAGGGAGCGUCUUCCUUCUCACUUCAGUAUGUGCAGCACAUGCUUGAAGAAUCUCUAGGGUCUGUUCAGAAGUCCAUCCAUGAGGAUGCGAGAAAUCUCCAUAUUGAACUUCUAAGGCAAUUUCAAAUGCAGGAGACGGAGAUGUCCGGUGUACUGAACUUGGUACUGGAGAAGCUGGAAGGCCUGACAAAGGAAGUGCAGCAACUAAGAAGAGAGAACCAACAACUCCGGCAUCAACUUCUCUGAUCUGUAAUUUUGGAUGGUUCUUAGUUUGACAUUGUUGUGCUUUGUGGAACAAUUCAAUCAAUACACACCAGGUUCUGAGGGAGGUCCCAAUUCAAUCAAUACACACCAGGUUCUGAGGGAGGUCCCGGAGAUGAUUCUUAUAUUUGAUUAUUUGGUUGUCUAGUUCAUGACGAAUAGGAAGUUUGUGUUCGGCAUGGUUGUACAUAGCAUCCUCUUUAGUUUAGAAGCAUAUUGAUUCCUCUAUUUUUUGUGUUAUGUUGGACUGCUUCCAUGUAUUGUGGCUGUACCUGGGCGUCCUGAUUUUGGAUAGCCUAUGUGAAAUGCUAACGGAGGGAUUUGCAACGUA
Messenger RNA from Phragmites australis (common reed), 3485 nucleotides. Its product is annotated as protein NEDD1-like. Gene Ontology annotation, molecular function: protein binding; gamma-tubulin complex binding. Bases 1253 to 3139 code for a protein of 628 amino acids. Gene Ontology annotation, biological process: positive regulation of cytokinesis; cell plate assembly; regulation of mitotic spindle organization. Lineage: Eukaryota; Viridiplantae; Streptophyta; Magnoliopsida; Poales; Poaceae. Gene Ontology annotation, cellular component: kinetochore microtubule. The transcript has 9 exons. The record is from RefSeq and is a predicted model, not a curated record.